Messenger RNA from Trichoderma reesei QM6a, 717 nucleotides. RefSeq lists its product as uncharacterized. The transcript is spliced from 3 exons. NCBI's taxonomy places the organism in Eukaryota, Fungi, Ascomycota, Sordariomycetes, Hypocreales, Hypocreaceae. The annotation marks the transcript as partial. The record is from RefSeq and is a predicted model, not a curated record.
CUCCAGUUGCUGACGGAAAACACGACAAACGGCAAAAAGGUGCAAAUCCUACUGGAAGAGCUUCAUGAGAUAUACGGCAUUUCUUGGAGUACGCACCUCGUCGACCUCGAAACAGACGAGCAAAAGAAAAGCUGGUUCCUUCGUCUAAAUCCCAAUGGCCGAAUCCCAGUCCUUCUGGAUGUCACUGAUGACGGUUCCGUAAUCUCCAUCUUUGAGAGCUCGGCAAUCUUGAGCUACCUGCAAGAGACUCACGAUCUGCGCAACGUCUUUGGCUUCGAAUCGACACCUGAGAGGAGCCAGGCGCUCCAAUGGCUCUUCUUUUGGCACUCUUCUGGCCCGGUGCAAGGCCAUACUAGGCAUUUUGUGAAAGGAGCUCCCGAGCCUACACCGUACGCAGCGGAAUACUUUCAAAAAGCCAUGCUUCGCAUAUACGGCGUCCUAGAAGCGCACCUCAGCGGACAACAUAGUGGCCAUCCUCGCCAAUACUUGGCCGGCCGCGGCGAAGGAAAGUACAGCAUCGCCGAUAUGGGCACCUGGCCUCAUGUUCGAGCGUACCGGUCCCUGGGCUUCUCGGAGGAGAGCGACAUGCGGCCCAGAUUCCCCCAUCUUCUGCAGUGGGUCGACCGGAUCGCAGCGAGGCCGGCGGUGCAGAGAGGCAUCGAUGCGGGCAAGUAUGACAGCGAGGAAAAUCCGGGGCUUCGCGUCCGGACAGAAUAG